Trematomus bernacchii (emerald rockcod) is the source of this 2960-nucleotide messenger RNA. It is a transcript of the gene foxg1a, whose product is annotated as forkhead box G1a. Gene Ontology annotation, molecular function: DNA-binding transcription factor activity; sequence-specific double-stranded DNA binding. Gene Ontology annotation, biological process: regulation of transcription by RNA polymerase II. Gene Ontology annotation, cellular component: nucleus. Bases 189 to 1490 code for a protein of 433 amino acids. The transcript has a single exon. The record is from RefSeq and is a predicted model, not a curated record. Lineage: Eukaryota; Metazoa; Chordata; Actinopteri; Perciformes; Nototheniidae.
GUGUGUGUGUUUCCCUUUCUCUCCCCAAAGCGAACAUGAAAUAGUUUGUUGGGCUAUACUUUCUUCUUCCUACCGUUCCCCCCUUCCUUCCUUCCCGUUCGGGUUCGCAGGCAGAGUCAGGACAGAUUGAAGCCCAGCUGUGUUCCUCGCUUUCGGUCGUUGCCAUUUUCCCCCCUCAUUGCCCGGUGAUGUUGGAUAUGGGAGAGCGCAAAGAGGUGAAAAUGAUUCCUAAAUCGUCGUUCAGUAUAAACAGUUUGGUGCCCGAGGCCGUGAAAAACGACAACAACAACCACCAGAACCAGCAGCACCACCAGAACCAGCAGCACCUCCACCAGACCCACCUCCACCGGCCCGGCGUGCCGGAGGAAGCCGAGCAGAAGGCUCCUCUUCCGGCCGUGCAGCAGGACAGCAAAGCGGAUCCUAAAAGUGACUCCUCCGGUCCGGAUAGCUGCCCGGACGAGAAGGAGAAACCGGAGGAAAAGAAGGACGGGAAAGACGGGGACGGAGGAGGGAAGGACGGAGAUAAGAAGAGCGGCAAGUACGAAAAACCUCCUUUUAGUUACAACGCUUUGAUCAUGAUGGCCAUCAGGCAGAGUCCGGAGAAGCGGCUCACCCUGAACGGCAUCUACGAGUUCAUCAUGAAAAACUUCCCGUACUACCGGGAGAACAAGCAGGGCUGGCAGAACUCCAUCCGGCACAACCUGAGCCUGAAUAAGUGCUUCGUAAAGGUUCCCAGGCACUACGACGACCCGGGCAAGGGGAACUACUGGAUGCUUGACCCCAGCAGUGAUGAUGUUUUCAUCGGUGGCACCACGGGCAAGCUCCGGCGGCGGUCCACCACUUCCCGGGCCAAGCUGGCCUUCAAGCGGGGCGCGCGGCUGACCUCCGGGCUGACCUUCAUGGACCGCGCCGGCUCCCUGUACUGGCCCAUGUCCCCGUUCCUCUCCCUGCAUCACCCGCGGGCCGGCAGCGCCCUGGGCUACAACGGGACCUCCUCUGGGUACCCGGGCCACCCCAUGUCCUACAGCACCAUGUUGACGCAGAACAUGGGGGGCAACCACUCGUCGUUCCCGAGCUCCAACGGGCUGAGCAUGGACCGGCUGGUCGGCGGGGAUCUCCCCUACGCGACGCACCACCUGACGGCUGCGGCUCUGGCGGCCUCCGCGGUGCCCUGCGGCCUCUCGGUGCCUUGCUCCGGGGCCACUUACUCCCUGAACCCGUGCUCGGUCAACCUGCUGUCCGGGCAGAGUUACUUUUUCCCCCACGUCCCUCACCCCUCCAUGACCGCUCAGCCCGGAGGCUCCCUGCAUGCCGCCCGGGCUUCGGCCUCCAAUUCGCCGCAGGCUCCGUCCUCCUCGCUGGCUUGUGACUCUCUGAGGCCGGGUCUGUCCGGUUCUCUGCCGGCCUUCCCCUCGGGACUUUCCGGGGGUUUGUCUGACUAUUUUACGCAUCAAAACCAGGGGUCGACCUCCAACCCGCUUAUACACUAACACACUCCAAACCCUCACCCAUAGCUCACCUUUCCAUCCAUCCCUCACCCCCCCAUUUCCACCCCUGAAGGAGUGAAACUCUUAAAAAUGACUGGAACUGUAAGUUGAACAUUUUACACUGAACAUUUACAUUGUAAAAAAACUGAAAUAUUAUACCUAUAGAGAAAAGAAGAGAGACUUAAACUGCAAAAACAAAAAAGAGCAGCAGAGAAACUGACAGAAAGCAGCCCUGAAGUUUCCAGGUAUUUUUUAAUAUUAUUAUUAUUAUUAUCUCUUCUUCUUCUUCUUUUCUGCUCCGUUUCCCGCUGCAGUUGAAUUUGUGUGUACAUAAUGUCUGUUCCUAUAAGUGUCCGGGUCUGUCUCUGUAUAAUACUGUCAGUCAGCGACGUGCAAUGUGACUUAAAAACAGAGAGGAUGGUUAGGCUGAUUUACUUCUGUUGUUCGAGGAGGCAUUACUUUUAUAGAAUGUGUAUUUAAAAUAGUUUUGUCUAAUUUUAAGAUUUAAAAUAAUAUUAAUAAUAUCUCUAAUAGCCGGUUUUUUUACCCGCAUGUGUGCAGUAUUAUCAGGUAUCAUGCGGGCUAAGAAGAGCCGCGUUGGAGGAAUGAUUUCAUUGGAGAAAACACUAAUUUCUUUUUUAAUUAUUAUUUUCUUUUCAGUGAAAUGUGUUUUAUUUCUAAAGCGAAUCCUGCCGUUUAAAGUCCAGAGGCUUGUUUUUUUUUUUAUAAUUUCAUUUCCCAGUUUAAAAACAUGUACUUUUUAUAGACCAAAGAAUCGGUUUUUAGGAAAUUUAUUCAGCUUACAGAGGCCUAAUGUAGUAGGAAUUAGAAUGAAUGGAUGAAUGAGUGAAUAGAAAAUGAAUUGUGCCUCCAUCACUGCAGAAAAUGUCCAUUUAAACGAGAUUUUUAUUGCAUUUUUUAUGAAGAAUAUUUGUUGUUUUGUUAAAUUAGCGAACAAUUCAAUGGAGUUUGGUGGCGCCGAUUUUUAAAUGUAUUUCACUGAAUGUUUUAUUGGUGCAGCUGGAGGCCUUUUGCCUUAACCCGCCUCGUUUAACUCCUAAUUAAAUAGAAUACUAAAACGUAAAUCUCUCGUUUUUAAAUGGAUAUUUCCUCGGUGAUUUUUUUUUUUUUUUUUUUUUUUUACUGUGAACGUGAUCGCCGCUAAAAACGAAUUUCACGCAUCUUCUUUUAUUUGUAUAAUUAGUAAAAGAAAGUUAAAAAAAAAUGUCUAUUUGUAAUUUGAAUUUGGGGGUUUCCUUCUUUUCUAAAAAGGCAAAACAAUGUAAAAAAAAAACCCGUUUGUUUGACAGAAGAAGAAAAAAAAAUGCCUCAUUAUCUAAUACUACUUGGAAUGAUUGUCCUUUAAUUGUCGUCACUGGUUGUGAUAAUAUUGUGGUCUUAUUCUUAUUCCCGUGUUUGUCGCUUACAGAAGUUAAAGAAAAAAGAUAAAAAAAAUGUUUUAAUCAUAAAAAA